AUGCCUAACAACGUCCCUAAUCUCUAUCGUUGGGGAGUCUUUAGAAGACUGGCUAAUCGUCUCGAGUCUCUGGACCGUUUUCUGGAAGCAAUGAGUGAGAUGAUGAAGUUUAGUGAUGCGGAAGACCGCCAAAUUCGCCACUACGGCCGUAAGAUCAUCUCUCUUACGGAGAGGAACAUGUGGCCGUACAAAGCGGCAUUUUUUAAAAUGCUUGUCUUGAUCAGGCGCCGGAGGUCGGCGUUCCCUGCUUACUUGAACACUCGUAUCAGUGCGCUCUUGGAUUAUUCCAUAGAGCAUAAUAUGGUGCUACGGACCAGAGGAAUCGAUCCACGUGUCCAAUUGGGCAUCAAGGAGUUGAUAAUCGUCAGGAAACCACGAGCGGCUCGUCAAAGCACUAUCGAGGCUGUAACCCCUCUCUCGUCGGCACAGGGAUCAUCUACCGGCUGUUUAAAAACACCCAACGAGCCACUUGGUGCCUCCAUUCCCUCGAAGGCUGUUUGCGCGCGGCUGUCAAACGAAAGACCGACGCUCUGA
Suillus subalutaceus is the source of this 534-nucleotide messenger RNA. RefSeq lists its product as uncharacterized. The record is from RefSeq and is a predicted model, not a curated record. The coding region runs from base 1 to 534 and encodes 177 amino acids. The transcript is spliced from 4 exons. Lineage: Eukaryota; Fungi; Basidiomycota; Agaricomycetes; Boletales; Suillaceae.